Messenger RNA from Amorphotheca resinae ATCC 22711, 1482 nucleotides. RefSeq lists its product as hypothetical. NCBI's taxonomy places the organism in Eukaryota, Fungi, Ascomycota, Leotiomycetes, Helotiales, Amorphothecaceae. Bases 1 to 1482 code for a protein of 493 amino acids. The transcript has 3 exons. The record is from RefSeq and is a predicted model, not a curated record. Gene Ontology annotation, biological process: ubiquitin-dependent protein catabolic process. Gene Ontology annotation, cellular component: COP9 signalosome.
AUGGAUGACUUACUCCCAAAGCUUCUCGCCUUCCCCCCGCAUCCGCCGCCUCAAACCCCGCUCUCUGAUUUCCAAUACGAUGAAGGCAUCAGGAACCAGAUUAGUACCGUCGGAAAGAUCCCAGAAAAGAACCUAUUGCCGCAAACGUCUGGCGGUGAGAAUGCUUUGGAUGUAAUCAACCCAGCCAUAAAUACCGUCCCGUACAUAUACAUCCUACUCGCGCAUAUCAACGCAGCACAAAAGGGAAACAAAGGCGUAAACUGGGAUACACUCUGGGCCAAAAUUGCGAACUUUCUGGAGACGUUCGAUGGCAGGCAGAUCAGAUAUCUUGGCAAGGAAUUUACCCAAAUUAUUGAAACCGCAGUAACACUUGCACGUUCGAAUAAUCAGUCUAUCCUUGCUAUAGGACCCAUCCGAACUGCUCUCCUCCGAUUAGAUCCAUCUGGCUCAAUACUGACCUCUACACACCUGCACCUAGUGGAGCUGGCCCUGGAGGCCCGAGAUUAUGAGACAGUUCUUCCUGUUAUUGACAAAUUUAUCUACCAUUUUCCAGGAGCGACAAACCAGCCAAGGCCAAAAUUCCUUUGCGAACUUGGUCUCUCACCUACCGCCUACAUAACACCCGAGUCUAAGCUCACUGCGAAACUGAAUCACCAGGAUGUCUUGGAGUAUUUCAUGUACAGUGGGAUGGUCUAUAUUGGACUCAGGAAAUGGGAAAGCGCCCUAGAGUGCCUGGAAAAUGCAAUCACCUAUCCCGCUAAAGACGUUAGCAAGAUUAUGGUCGAAGCUUACAAAAAAUGGAUACUUGUCGGUCUCCUAUUAGAAGGCAAACCUCUCAAUCUUCCAAAAUCAACAAGCAGUUCUGUAGCAAAGAGCUACCAUGUCGUCGCCAAACCAUACGAGACUGUGGCUCAAAUAUUCGAGACGGGUACAGCAUCAAGACUCAAGGCAGAAGUUGAAGCCGGUCAAAAGAUCUGGCAAGGUGAUUGCAAUAUGGGACUGAUGCUCAGUGUCCUUUCUGCAUAUCAAAAGUUCCAGAUCCGUAACCUCGCCGAUAUCUACAGCAAGAUAUCGAUUCCCGAGGUCAACAAUCUCACCAUGAGUGCUGAAACGGGCGGCAAAUUACAAUCACCCGCGCUCGCAGAGCAGUUGGUGCAAAGCAUGAUUUCGGAAGGCUCGUUGAAUGCCACUUUAAGUCAUCCUCCUAACGGGCCUGCUAUCCUCACGUUUGGGCUCGGUGCUCCUAUCAUGACAGAAGAUCAGAUGCAAAAAGAGUUACAGGCUUCGAAGCAGCGCAUCCAGUUCCUAACACAAGAGAUCAAGACGACGGAUCGCCUGCUGACCUACGACAAGGAGUAUGUCAAAUACAUGCAGAAGCUGAAGAAGAAUGCCAAGAACGGCGUCACAGACCAAGGUAUCUCGGGCCCGGACAUGGACUGGAAUCCUAUUGAGGACGAGGAUAUCAUGGCGGGGGUGUUUUGA